This is a messenger RNA of Mucor velutinosus, 2769 nucleotides long. RefSeq lists its product as uncharacterized. Gene Ontology annotation, molecular function: sterol binding. The record is from RefSeq and is a predicted model, not a curated record. The transcript has 5 exons. Gene Ontology annotation, cellular component: membrane; intracellular membrane-bounded organelle; cytosol. Bases 1 to 2769 code for a protein of 922 amino acids. Gene Ontology annotation, biological process: exocytosis; piecemeal microautophagy of the nucleus; endocytosis. NCBI's taxonomy places the organism in Eukaryota, Fungi, Mucoromycota, Mucoromycetes, Mucorales, Mucoraceae.
AUGGAGGUCGUCCAAGUGCAACCAAGAGAUUUUUAUCUGCAUUACAUCUAUGUGCCAGUGAAGGGGACGACGGUCAGGUGGACAUUCACUACCAAAAAGAACAACAUUGCAUUUGGCUUCUACAGAAGAUUGGGUCAUACACCACUACCGUCCUCUUCAGAUAUUGUGUUAAAAGCGCAGCAAGCUCGGUCGGAUCAACUACUGAAAGCAUAUCCUCUAUCCAAAAAAACAGCAGAAGAUGAAGACUCUCUGAUACACGACAGCUCGACGCAUCAUACAAGAGCACGAUCCAAGUCAAUAGCAUCUGAGAAGUUGCGAGAAAAGAAUGACUGGGUUGAGCUCAUACCUAUAGAGCAUGUGAAUUCGGCCAAAGCCAAAGUCGAAGGGAGCUAUACUGUGCAUGAUGCUGGGAAUUACAUUCUAGUCUUUGACAACACGUUCUCCAAAAACACACCCAAAGUAGUUACAUUCUCUGUCGCCCUGGUAGAUCCCAACAUGGAACAAGCAUUGGAGCAUCCACAAGCAGAAAUCUCGGGCUGGCUGUUGAAGAAGAGACGCAAAAAGUUGCAAGGCUGGGCCAAGAGAUGGUUUGAGCUGUCAAAAGCUGGAGUUUUGUCGUACUCUGCUACACCAACUAGCUUAACAAGAGGGUCGAUCCAAAUACUGCUAGCAACCAUAUCGCUGAAUCCACAACACCACAUCAUCCAUAUUGAUUCAGGAUCCACUUUGUUCCAUCUACGAUGUCAGACAAACGACGAAUACAAGGAAUGGACGCGAGCACUAAAGGCAUAUAGGGACGAUGAAUUUCUUCACAGGGAGUAUGCGGAUUCUCAACAAGAAGAGCGAGCGCAACAAACGCAACAACAACAACAACAACAACAACAGCAACAGCAACAGCAACAAGAUUUUAAAUUGCCUCCCGAAAUACAGCUACUACCCAACUCUUCAUCUUCUUCAUCCUUUGCAGCUGAUUAUCAUAGCGCAGACAUGAUAUGGUCUCAGAUUGACGCUGGUGUCCGCAACGCUGAACUGUUGAGCUCCAACAUUGCCAUACUGAACAAGAAUACAGAGUCGCUAUUUCAUCGUGAUAAUUCAUCAGAGAGCUUUACACUGGCUAAAGAGAGCGAAUUAAUUACGUCUUUGGCCGCAGAACAAGCUAGACAAUGGCGAGAGAUUCAAGUGACAAUGCAACAUUUGUUAAAGGGAGAUCCAACGCUCAACAGUCUGUCGAUGACACGAUCACAAUCAAAGAUCAAAGUACCAGUAGAAACUGAUACUAAACCAGCCGACAAUGAUCAUAUGCUCUUACGCACACCCAGCACCAACACGUCUUGCUCUUCAUUCCACAAUUCAUUCAUGUCAGACCAGUUUUUCGAUGCCGAGUCUGUGGUAUUGACAGACGACGAUGAUGAUUACGCAGACCAUCCAGGAAUUGUGUCUACGGGAGAUAGCUCUACGCUGUCUACUAGCGAUGAGGAGGAAUCUGAAGAGGAGGAUGGCCUCGCAUUCGGCAAACCAAUGAGGCAAUCCAAACUGACUGAUCUCAUAUCAGAACCGUCCAACUUUCACAGACGACAAAUUUUGCCUUCGCCCGCCAUAACUGAUGGCGUAUCAGCCUUAUCCAUCUUUCGCAAGAACAUUGGAAAAGAUCUAUCUCAGAUUGCAAUGCCUGUCAGCAUGAAUGAGCCGUUGAGCAUGCUCGAAAAGGCCUGUGAGGAUUUGGAAUACUCUGAAUUAUUGGAUAAAGCAGCACAAUGUGAAAACAGUAUGGACAGAAUCAUGUAUGUGGCGGCAUUUGCUGUCUCCAGCUACUCGUCCUCACAGUGGCGAUCUGGUAGAAAGCCUUUCAAUCCAGUGAUGAGCGAAACGUAUGAAUGCAUUCGACCUGACAAGGGAUUUCGCUUCAUUUCGGAAAAAGUGUCUCACCAUCCGCUGAUCAUUGCCUCGCACGCAGAAUCGCGGACAUAUCAGUAUUGGCAAUGCACCAAGAUCAAGAGCAAAUUCUGGGGUAAAUCCAUGGAAUUCAUGACAGAAGGCACCUUUCACGUCAGCCUGAACGACAGUGAGCACUAUACCUUUACAAAACCUUCGAGUUGGAUGAGAAACAUGAUUGCUGGCGAAAAAUAUUUGGAGCAUGUAGGCGAAUUGAAGGUGAUCAACCAAACCACCGGUGAGUAUGGCUCCGUAUCAUUCAAGGAGGGUACUGGUGGCGGGCUGUUUAGUGCGCCCAAGGAGCGUAACAGUGUAGUAGGCACCUUUUAUACGGCAGAAGGUGUCAAGAGCAAGAAAAUAGUUGGUAAAUGGAGCGAUGGACUGGCAGAGGAUGUCAAUAUGGACGGCCGCACCUUGUCCGUGCUAUGGAAAGCCAAGGUCCCUACCAACCCUGAUUUCAGUAAAAAGUACUAUGGAUUCUCGCAAUUUGCCAUUGAGUUGAACGAAAUUACGCCCAUCGAGAAGGGUAAGCUGCCUAAAACCGAUUCCAGAAAGAGGCCAGAUCAGCGUCUGUACGAGGAGGGACAAGUAGAUCGUGCCGAUGAAGAGAAACUGAGGAUUGAAAAGAUGCAGCGUGAGACACGGGCUGGGUAUGCAGAGAAGGGCACCCCCUGGAAGCCCCAAUGGUUCAGGCUGGAGGAGGAUCCGUACGAAGAACCCACUCUUUUUGCUGUACACGCUGAUGCAAAUGUUGGGCAUUCGUGGCAGUUUGCUGGAGAAUAUUGGAAUGCGAGAGAAACUGGCGAAUGGCCCACGGAUACACCUGAUUUAUGGUAG